Messenger RNA from Herpailurus yagouaroundi (jaguarundi), 3626 nucleotides. It is a transcript of the gene PDP1, whose product is annotated as pyruvate dehydrogenase phosphatase catalytic subunit 1. The coding region runs from base 729 to 2345 and encodes 538 amino acids. Gene Ontology annotation, cellular component: mitochondrion. The record is from RefSeq and is a predicted model, not a curated record. Gene Ontology annotation, molecular function: cation binding; [pyruvate dehydrogenase (acetyl-transferring)]-phosphatase activity. Gene Ontology annotation, biological process: protein dephosphorylation. NCBI's taxonomy places the organism in Eukaryota, Metazoa, Chordata, Mammalia, Carnivora, Felidae. The transcript is spliced from 2 exons.
UGCAUUUGUUUCCUUCUUUAACUCUAAAGUCUAUUUCUUUAUAGGCCAAAUGAGUUAUUUGAAGCAAUACCUCAACAAUUCAGGGAAAAUAAAUGUUAGAAGGAAGAAAGUUUUUUUUCCCUUGCAUAAAUUAUCUGGAUUAAUGAUGUACAUUCAAUAAAUUUUCUAGAUAAAUGUCCAGCAAAAUAUUUUCAGUGUCACACAGUGUCAGUGAUUUUUAUUUGGAUUCAUAUGUGUACCUUUUCUAUACAAACCUUAGACUAUUAGACUAUUAUUUCACUAUUCUUUAUUGCUUCCUUAAGGCAAAUACAUACUUUUAUUUUAAAUGUAAGAGAAAAUAUUUUUCUAGGGAUUGAAUUCUACCUCGAUCCAUAAUGGAUGAAAAUAGUGUUUCUGUAGCUUUCCCUUCUGGCUGAUUAGCAGGGGAAAAUGCUAGCAAGUAAAUUAAAUUACAGAACUGAGACCAUUUACUUUACUAACAAAGCCUUAGAGCUACUAGCGUACUUAAACUUCUUUUUAUCACAAAGCGUACAGUGAUUAAACAACGAAUAAAUGAAACCUGCAUUUGAUUUCAAAGCCUCACUGCAACAAACACUUAUAAAGGCAUAGAGACCCAGAAGAGGCCUUCGGUAGCAUCUGCUUCUGUGUGUUCACUUACAACCUAGGGAAGUGAGGCCCAAAGAGGAAUCCCCGUCAGAAGUGCCAGCCUGCCGCUGUUCUCUGAUGCCAUGCCAGCACCAACUCAACUGUUUUUCCCUCUGAUCCGUAACUGUGAACUGAGCAGAAUCUAUGGCACCGCGUGUUACUGCCACCAGAAACACCUCUGCUGUUCGUCGCCCUACGUUCCUCAGAGUCGCCUGCGAUACGCACCCCACCCAGCCUAUGCCACCUUUUGCAGGCCGAAGGAGAGCUGGUGGCAGUACAACACCCAGGGAAGGAGAUACGCCUCCACGCCGCAGAGAUUUUACCUCACACCCCCGCAGGUCAACAGCAUCCUGAAAGCCAACGAAUACAGCUUCAAAGUGCCAGAAUUCGAUGGCAAAAACGUCAGUUCCGUCCUUGGAUUUGACAGCAAUCAGCUGCCUGCAAAUGCACCCAUCGAGGACCGGAGAAGUGCAGCUACUUGCUUGCAGACCAGAGGGAUGCUCUUGGGGGUUUUUGACGGCCAUGCCGGCUGUGCUUGUUCCCAGGCAGUCAGUGAGAGACUCUUUUAUUACAUUGCCGUCUCCUUGUUGCCCCAUGAGACUUUGCUAGAGAUUGAAAAUGCAGUCGAGAGUGGCCGGGCACUGCUGCCCAUUCUCCAGUGGCACAAGCACCCCAAUGAUUACUUCAGUAAGGAGGCGUCCAAAUUGUAUUUCAACAGCUUAAGGACUUACUGGCAAGAACUUAUAGACCUCAACACUGGGGAGUCUACUGAUAUUGAUGUGAAGGAGGCUUUAAUUAAUGCUUUCAAGAGGCUUGACAAUGACAUCUCUUUGGAGGCUCAAGUCGGUGAUCCCAAUUCUUUUCUCAAUUACUUGGUGCUUCGAGUGGCAUUUUCUGGGGCCACUGCUUGUGUGGCCCAUGUAGAUGGCGUCGACCUUCACGUGGCCAAUACCGGCGAUAGCAGAGCCAUGCUGGGUGUGCAGGAAGAGGACGGCUCUUGGUCGGCAGUCACUCUCUCAAAUGACCACAAUGCUCAGAAUGAAAGAGAACUGGAACGGCUGAAAUUGGAGCACCCAAAGAAUGAGGCCAAGAGCGUGGUGAAACAGGAUCGGCUGCUUGGCUUGCUGAUGCCUUUUAGGGCUUUUGGAGACGUAAAGUUCAAAUGGAGCAUUGACCUUCAAAAGAGAGUGAUAGAAUCAGGCCCAGACCAGUUGAAUGACAAUGAAUAUACCAAGUUUAUCCCUCCUAAUUAUUAUACACCUCCUUAUCUCACUGCUGAGCCAGAGGUGACUUAUCACCGAUUAAGGCCACAGGAUAAGUUUCUGGUGUUGGCUACUGAUGGGUUGUGGGAGACGAUGCAUAGGCAGGAUGUGGUUAGGAUUGUGGGUGAGUACCUGACGGGCAUGCAUCACCAACAGCCAAUAGCUGUUGGCGGCUACAAGGUGACUCUAGGACAGAUGCAUGGCCUUUUAACAGAAAGGAGAGCCAAGAUGUCCUCGGUAUUCGAGGAUCAGAAUGCAGCAACCCAUCUCAUUCGUCACGCGGUGGGCAACAACGAGUUUGGAGCUGUAGACCACGAGCGCCUCUCCAAAAUGCUCAGUCUUCCUGAGGAGCUUGCUCGGAUGUACAGAGACGACAUAACAAUCAUCGUGGUUCAGUUCAAUUCUCAUGUUGUAGGGGCAUAUCAAAACCAGGAAUAGUGGGUGGGUCUUACCCUGGCAAUUUUCAAAUGAAACAGAUUUAAGGGGCAGAUAGAUUUGUGAAAGAUACUAAUAUAAUAAGGGUUUCCAGUAGGUCACUAAACAUUUACCCAUUGAUACUCUAGCUGGUCAACUCCUCCAAAUUGACUUUGCGGCAGGGUGGCAGGAUCACGAGGGUCUCAUUCUGCCUAGCUCGGACCUCACGGCACCUGUGAUUGAGGCGAGUCCGUUCCUUGUUGCAAAUGUCUCAUGACAUUGGCUUCUUUUAUCGAUCUGAGAAAAUCAAGAUGACCUGGCAAGUAGGAUCUUGAAUAGGCCAAAAGCCAGGAUCUUGCUGGGCGUAUUCUCUUGGUAAAAGGGAAGAAACAUUCUGUUCACACCUGCAGACCCUUCUCGUCACUAAGAUUCCAAUGUACAUGAGAAUGUUUAUUUAUUGCAUGACUUCCUAGAUAUACAAACUAUGCAUUAUUCAUAUAAAUUUAUUUUAGCCUGAAGUGGUUUUCAAAUCCAGUACUUAAGCCAUAAAUGACUGAGAACCAAGCAGUCUGAAUUUGUAAGUGUUUGUGAUUAUUUGACUGGAAUGCUUCUUAAAUGGAAAAACAAACUACUCCCUUCACCACCCCUGGUUACCUAAUGUAAUUGAAACUUUUUCUGUUUUGCCACAUGCUUGAACACAGUGUUUUUAGUUUGGUCCACUCUUAGAUUGAUGUUAAAUGAAGAAAAAAGAAUUAUUUUUUUAGUUUGUAUUGAUGAAAUGAUUUCAUUUAGUUUGAAAUAAAAAGAUCCAGAAUAAAAAGAAGAGACUGUUCAAUUAUUGUCAUCUGUAGCCACCAAGCACAUCAUGCUUAUCUCGUAAUCCCCACAGGCUUAGCAUGCUGUGUGUGGUGGGUAGACUGUUCAGGAGAUCAUCCUUCCAGUUUAGUCGUGAUAAGAAUGUUCUGCACUUUUUGGAAUUAAGUUUAAAUAUCAAAUUGGGGAGUAAGAUUUAAUAUUACUUUUGGUUAUUGAGACCAGGGAGGGAGUUUUUGUUUUUCUCCAUGUAGACAUAGGUCAGUUAAAAUAUUUGGUUUAAAAAUCACUAAAUGCUUUAAACAUGUUGUAGCUUAUAAAUAGGAAUUUAAGAUAUAUACGUGAGAAAUUUUCAAAGGUAACUGUUGUGCAUGCCUGAUGCUUAAUAGAACACGUAGUAGCAUCAAGUGUUGUUUGCAGCAGUCCCUGUAAUUAUAUGCAGUCCCUUCUAAUGCUGUAUCAAAAUAAAUGAAAAUAAACAUUCAGAUUGGC